UAUGUGCUGAUCUUUGCAGUUUAACAAAGAGGAGGAGUUUGGAAGCAAGCUAGAAUAUAAAUCCUGAAAACCUGUUUUUUUUCAGAGAAUAACAGGACGUGAGCCUUGUGUCUAGAUGUUACAAUGGCAAACAAUUCUAUCAAUGUGGAAACCGAGCAGACUACAACCUGCUUGCACUUGACCUUCUAUCAUCCACAAAAUCAUAGGCAAAAUAUAUUUGGCGCUAUUCCGCUACGAACACCACAAGAAAUAAAGGCAGAGGCAACUGUAGCAUUUGGUCGAGAUGUAAAUACUUGCAAAUAUGUAUUUCUGUGCAACAGAGCCUCCCGGAUUCAGUUCGUCAUACAGUUCUUCAAACCAUUGCAUCAUGGCGGCACUGCCUUUGAAAUUAAAAAUGUGAGCAAGAAAGCAAAGUUGUACGUUGACCACUUGGAGCUGAAUUACUUGAACAAGGUUGAUCUUCCUGCCAAAUGCAUAAUACAGUUUGGGGACUUUCAGAUGUUGUUAGAGAAAGAAGAAGGUGAAUCAGAAGAUGUGUUUGAGAUAUCUUGUGAUGUGUCUCGGACCCCCCUUGUUCAGGAAACUCAACAUUUAAUGGUCUCUAUACCUGAAAAUAGCAUAUUAAAUGGGUCAGCUCCUCCAACUUUUCUUAAAUGUUCAAUUGCAGAAGAAACUGAUGAAAAUCAAUUUGUGACUCAUCCAAACGAGGACAUUGGGACUUGAUGUCUGUUAUAGGCAUAUACAGAGUGUUUUGGUUUUUCCUUUAAUGUAUAUUUAUUUUGUUAACACCAAUCCUAUGACUUGUGCUUUUUAAGUAUCAGUGUUGGACUUAAGGGAUAUCCAAUACCAUCUCCUAGCUGGUAAAGAGAAUAGAACUCUAAUUUGGGAUCUAUAAACAGUAGAAAGAGACCAGACUAGUCUGGCUGAAAUGGAAAUUUAGAAGCAGAUGGUCAGAAGAAUUCUUCUGUUGAAGGGAAUCACACAGCCUAAAUGUUGAUUGGGGAACAAGUUAUUAUCGGUUAAAAUUACUCAUUAUCAUGAGUUAAAAAUAUAUACCGGUAACUGGAUUUUUACAUGAGUAGUGGAAAAUUGCCUCUAUCCUUUUUUACUGGGGUAUGUGUUACUUAAUGGAAGGCAGGCGCUACACAGGUGUGGGUGACUGUUCAGUGUGUAAUAACCUAUUUUACCAGUUAUAAAACCAAUUCAUGUAAUUAUUUAUAGUCAAGUGUUGCUAACUUUUAUGUUUGGUGUUAUAACCAUUUUCAGUCACUAACAGACCUCAACAUUCAUUAAUGCCUAGCAUUUUAGGAUAUGUUUUGUUUAUUAAAAACUAAUAUUUGUGUCCAUUUUUGGUUUAAAACAACAACACGCAGCUACCCUGAAAUGCCACCUUACUGAUGUUACAUGAUGUACCAGUAUUGCUUUUAUUUAUUUUUAAAUUGUAUCACACUUACAUUGUGUGUGUGUGUGUGUGUGUAUAUAUAUAUAUAUAU
Messenger RNA from Pelobates fuscus (common spadefoot toad), 1493 nucleotides. It is a transcript of the gene TIFA, whose product is annotated as TRAF interacting protein with forkhead associated domain. The transcript is spliced from 2 exons. Lineage: Eukaryota; Metazoa; Chordata; Amphibia; Anura; Pelobatidae. Gene Ontology annotation, molecular function: protein binding. Gene Ontology annotation, biological process: canonical NF-kappaB signal transduction. The coding region runs from base 124 to 723 and encodes 199 amino acids. The record is from RefSeq and is a predicted model, not a curated record.